AUGCGAGUGUCCCUGCGUUCCAUCACCUCGCUGCUGGCUGCGGCGACGGCGGCCGUACUUGCGGCACCGGCGGCCGAGACGCUGGACCGUAGGGCGGCGCUGCCGAACCCUUUCGAUGACCCCUUCUACACGACGCCAUCCAACAUCGGCACGCUCGCCAAGGGCCAGGUGAUCCAAUCGCGCAAGGUGCCUACAGACAUUAGCAACGCCAACAACGCCGCAUCGUACCAGCUGCAGUAUCGCACGACCAACACGCAGAACGAGGCGGUGGCCGACGUGGCCACCGUGUGGAUCCCGGCCAAGCCCGCCUCGCCGCCCAAGAUCUUCUCGUACCAGGUGUACGAGGAUGCCACGGCGCUCGACUGCGCUCCGAGCUACAGCUACCUCACUGGCUUCGACCAGCCCAACAAGGUGACGGCGGUGCUCGACACGCCCAUCGUCAUCGGCUGGGCGCUGCAGCAGGGCUACUACGUCGUUUCGUCCGAUCACGAAGGCUUCAAGGCCGCCUUUAUUGCUGGCUACGAAGAGGGCAUGGCCAUCCUGGACGGCAUCCGCGCGCUCAAGAACUACCAGAACCUGCCGGCCGACAGCAAGGUCGCUCUCGAGGGCUACAGUGGCGGUGCGCACGCCACCGUGUGGGCGACUUCGCUCGCUGAAUCGUAUGCGCCCGAGCUCAACAUUGUUGGUGCUUCGCACGGCGGCACGCCUGUGAGCGCCAAGGACACCUUUACGUUCCUCAACGGAGGACCCUUUGCCGGCUUUGCCCUGGCAGGUGUUUCGGGUCUGGCGCUCGCGCAUCCGGACAUGGAGAGCUUCAUCGAGGCCCGAUUGAACGCCAAGGGUCAGCAGACGCUCAAGCAGAUCCGCGGCCGUGGCUUCUGCCUGCCGCAGGUGGUGACGACCUACCCCUUCCUCAACGUCUUUUCGCUGGUCAACGACACGAACCUGCUCAACGAGGCGCCGAUCGUGAGCAUCCUCAAGCAGGAGACGGUGGUCCAGGCCGAGGCGAGCUACACGGUGUCGGUGCCCAAGUUCCCGCGCUUCAUCUGGCAUGCGAUCCCCGACGAGAUCGUGCCGUACCAGCCUGCCGCUGCCUACGUCAAGGAGCAAUGUGCCAAGGGCGCCAACAUCAACUUUUCGCCCUACCCGAUCGCCGAGCACCUCACCGCCGAAAUCUUUGGACUAGUGCCCAGCUUGUGGUUCAUCAAGCAGGCCUUUGACGGCACCACGCCCAAGGUGAUCUGCGGCACUCCCAUCCCUGCCAUCGCAGGCAUCACUACGCCCUCGGCGGACCAGGUGCUGGGCUCGGACCUCGCCAACCAGCUGCGCAGCCUCAACGGCAAGCAGAGUGCGUUCGGCAAGCCCUUUGGCCCCAUCACACCGCCCUAG
Molecule: messenger RNA, 1389 nt
Organism: Moesziomyces antarcticus
Lineage: Eukaryota; Fungi; Basidiomycota; Ustilaginomycetes; Ustilaginales; Ustilaginaceae
Product: secretory lipase
Exons: 1
Coding region: 1-1389 (462 amino acids)
Biological process (GO): lipid catabolic process
Molecular function (GO): triacylglycerol lipase activity
Source: RefSeq, a predicted model, not a curated record